AUGGACCCAAUGCUCCCCCCGGCUUUGAGGCAGCCAUCUAUCGAAACUAUAUUCCUCGAGCCCUGCGACGCCUUUGAAUCCUUGAACAUGGAGAAAUUUCUUACCAAUCCUUGGUCUGCUGAGGAGACUAACACCUCUGCCGCCACCUCCACUGCUGCUGACCCCAACCCAGCAACCCCUAUCCAUCGCCAGGGCUCCCCUACGCUCUCCCUCCCCAGGCCGCUCCACUGGAAGAUUGUGGAGAAGGUGUGGGCAAAGAUCCAAGAGGAGGGACUACCCCUCAUGAUGAACGUGGGAGGAGCACAAAGAGUUCACGACUCGGACGCUCCUCCUCUGUCAUCAUCACCAUCUCCAUAUGAGAUUGCUGCAUCUCCAAUGGAGGUUAAAGGAUCGACGCUUGGCCAAAUGACGAGUGUAGCAUGUGGAGGGAGGAUGGAGAUGUCAGAUUUUGCGGUGCAGCAAGUGAGAGGGGAAUCACUGCUUACGGCUGGGCUUGGGCCAUGCAAUGGAGAGGGGAUGGAAUGGGAGAGAGGUAGAAGGGGGAAGAAAGGGAAGAAUGAGACGGAGGAAAAGGAAAUAGAGCGACGGAUGAAGAAAUUGAUCAGAAGUAGGGAGUCUGCUGCUCGCUUCCACGCCAAAAAACAGGAAGGCUUGUCAAAUAGUCCCAUGAAGCUUCCAUUUUGUAACUUCCUAGCUGGGCUUUGGCUUUCCUAA
Phoenix dactylifera (date palm) is the source of this 714-nucleotide messenger RNA. The record is from RefSeq and is a predicted model, not a curated record. Lineage: Eukaryota; Viridiplantae; Streptophyta; Magnoliopsida; Arecales; Arecaceae.